AUGAACGCUCUAAGUAAAUUUAGCUAAAACGCUAAAAUUAAAUUUGCUGAUGCGAACAUUAAACUAUAAAUUAUUCGAAACUAUAAGUUAAAAUUUAGUGGCGAAUUUUGUAUUAUUUAAAAAUACUUUGACUUUCCUAUUGUCUUCUCUAUCAAUCUAGCUUUUAACAAAUGCAGUUCUUACGAUCGCAAUCGACGUUCCAUGGCCCAACAAUCACCGAUUUUACAAAGGGAGUUUUAUAAACGAAACGAGGUCUGCGAUUCGAAAAAAUAAAGAACUGUUACAACCACAGAAAACCAAAGAAAUUAAAAAUACAAUGGACAAAUAUGUGAGAAUAAGAAAAGAUGAAAAUAUAGAUCCUUGGAACUCAUCAAAAGAUACUGAUCGAAUACAAUUUCAAUUGGAAGGCCAUGAAGGACCAAAAACGUACAUAUUUGGAUUCGAUACUGGAAAUGGAAAGAAUAGACAAUAUAGAUUAGAAGAGAGACAUCGCGAUGGUACGAUAAAAGGUCAAUAUGGUUAUUAUGAUGCAACUGGGAAAUUAAGGAAGAUUCAAUAUGUAGCUAAACCUUUCGAAGGAUAUACUGAAAUACAUCACGAAAGUAAUGCAGAAAAGAUAGAAAAUUAA
This is a messenger RNA of Heterotrigona itama, 628 nucleotides long. Lineage: Eukaryota; Metazoa; Arthropoda; Insecta; Hymenoptera; Apidae. The record is from the annotation of a GenBank genome assembly.